Molecule: messenger RNA, 9279 nt
Organism: Bicyclus anynana (squinting bush brown)
Lineage: Eukaryota; Metazoa; Arthropoda; Insecta; Lepidoptera; Nymphalidae
Exons: 8
Coding region: 101-4072 (1323 amino acids)
Biological process (GO): DNA integration
Molecular function (GO): nucleic acid binding
Source: RefSeq, a predicted model, not a curated record
UUCAUAUAUAGCAAGCUGUAAGAGAUUUUCAUCGUUAUAUUGUUACAAAACAAAAUAUUGAGUAUCUACUGAAACAAUAGGAAAUAAUUAUUUUUUUAAUAUGUAUAGUUUAGUAGAUAAAGUUGCACUGGUAACUGGUGGCGCCAAUGGCAUAGGGGCCGGAAUUGUUAGAGAGUUUCUUAAAGAAAAUGUAAAAUUUAUUGCUAUUCUCGAUAUAGAUCAGCCUUCAGGGAUAGAGCUGGUGAGAGAAAUAGUAUCAACACAUGGUAAUAAAAGAGUGCGUUUCUUUAAAUGUGAUGUGACAAAUGAUGAAGAACUUCACAAUAUUUUUGACAAGCUAAUUGAAGAAUUUGGAAUAAUAGAUGUAGUUGUAAACAACGCUGGUAUUUUCGAUGAGACCCUUGUCACAUUUAAAAAAGAAAUUGCUGUAAAUUAUGUAAGUAUACCCGCGCACGCGCAACCGCUGACCGAGUGCGAUAGCACUCGACGUGACGUGGGAUCGACCGAGUCGCCGGCGCUCGCGCGGAAUGUGCCUACCAACUUCAGUCGCCCGCCGGCCGCCGCCGGGAGUGACGCGUCACUUCAUUCUUUAAAAAUACAGACGAAAGAUACGACAGUGUUACUUCCGACUGCAGUAGUAUAUGUUUAUAACAAUGCUGGUGAACGUUUUAAGAUGCGAGUGCUGUUAGACACCGAAAAUAAUAAGGUAGCACACCCUGAUUCGUCCGUGGCCGCUAUUCAAACUACACUCGGCUACAUUUUAAUGGGAAAAGCAAGCUACUUAACGCCCUCACAUUCGAAAGAAAAAUCUUUUCAUAUUUUCUCUGAAAAUACUGAAUCGAAUUUAGAUAAAUUAACGCAACGCUUUUGGGAACUGGACUCAGUACCUACUAAGAUACAUCGUAUUCUGUAUAGGUUCGAUUCAAAUGAUCCUAUUGAUACGUAUGAAUUUAAUUGUGUAUCUUUCGGUCUGUCAGCGUCACCAUACCUCGCGAUGCGUGUGAUUAAAGAACUAGCUAACGAUGAACGCUCACGAUAUCCAGCAGGCGCUUGGGCAGCUGGACGGCAUUUCUAUAUGGACGAUUUCGUCUCCUCCGUCCCUUCUUUAGAAGAUGCUACGAACCUUUACUAUGAGCUCGUUAAUUUGUUCAACGCUGGUGGUUUUAAAUUAACAAAAUGGAUAUCAAAUAAUACUCGCUUACUUCAAGAAAUUCCGCCUGAAUUACGCUCGCCUAACAUCGUUCAGUUUGAUGAACACUCAAUAACCGCUAGUACAAAAAUAGUUGGCUUACAAUGGGAGCCUAACGAUGAUGUUUUUACGUUUAAAGUAAAUGUACCUACAGAAUAUAAGUGCACCAAACGCAUUAUUCUGUCCGUCACCGCCCGCCUUUUCGAUCCGCUUUCUUUAUUGGGUCCUGUAACCGCCUUAUUAAAAUUAUUAGUGCAAGAAUGCUGGAAACAAAAUCUACACUGGGACGAAGAAGUUUCUACUAGUAUAAGUGACCAAUGGUUUCAGUUACAACGCGAGCUACAUUUGUUAGAAAGGUUGCAGAUUCCGCGACAUAUAGGUAUUUUUCAAACCACAAACAAUAUUUCGCUUAUAGGGUUUGCAGAUGCUAGUGAAAAGUGUUACGGAGCUGUAAUUUACCUGCGCGUAAGCUCUAGUGAAUCAGGUGACGGUCAAAUCACAUUACUCUGUUCGCGGUCUAGAGUAGCUUCCCCUAAAGGUAAUGUGUCUUUACCGCGACUCGAACUUUGCGCUAAUCUUUUAUUAUCAAAUUUAAUUGUCGCUGUAAAAGACUCAAUAAGUGAACGCGUAACAAUAAAUAAAAUAUACGCUUUUUCUGACUCCACGAUCGCACUUUCGUGGGUCCGCUCGCCUGCACAUAGGUUUCAAACCUUUGUUGCAAAUAGAAUCGCCGCUAUAAACGCUAAUCUUCCAGCUGAAAACUGGUUCCAUAUUUCUGGUAAAGAAAAUCCCGCCGAUAUAAUAUCACGCCCUAUUUUACCCGCUAAGUUUAUAAAUAAUACGCUUUGGUUUCACGGACCUCCGUGGGCCACGCUUCCUUUCAAAGAAUGGCCAAUCAAUGAAUGUCAUUCUCACGCUAUCGAUGAACUACCUGAACAUAAAACGCUUAUUUCUUUAACCGCUAAAGUCUGUACAGAUAAUGAAAGUACCGAUUUAUAUUAUAACUCCGCGAUGCGCAUGUCAAAUUGGAAUAAAUUCAUACACUCUUGGGUGUAUGUGCUUCGCUUUACUAAAACUUUAAAAUCGCAAGGCAAUAUUACUGUCGCUGAUUUAGAAAUUGCUGAAAAUUACAUUUUACGAGCUAUACAAAAAAGGCAUUGUUUAAAUAUUAAUAGCCCAGCUUUGCGAAAGCUCAAUGCGUUCCUAGAUUCAAAUAAAAUUAUACGUGUUGGAGGCCGACUGUCUCAGUCACAAUUGGGAUAUUCGCAGAUGCACCCAGUCGUCCUUCCGUCUAAAGAUCGCAUAGUGCACUUGCUCGUAGAUUAUUUUCAUAGGCAGAAUACACACGCAGGGCCUGCUCUAUUGCUUGCUCUAUUACGCCAAAAUUAUUGGGUUAUCGCCGCUCGUAACAUGGUACGCCAACGAGUACAAAGCUGUAAUCGUUGUUUCAAGCUUAAGCCAAAAAAUACCUUCCCUGUUAUGGGCGACCUGCCCCCCUAUCGCGUAAGCGAAGUAAAAAGCUUCGUUUUCUCGGGCGUUGAUUUCGCAGGGCCCCUCUACAUAACGCCUUAUCGCCGCCGCGGUGUAAAAAGCAUAAAAGCUUACCUGUGCCUAUUUGUUUGCUUAACUACAAAAGCUCUACAUCUAGAGCUAGUGAGCGAUUUAAGUACAGAGUCAUUUUUAAACGCUUUUAAAAGAUUUAUUUCUAGAAAAGGCCCUAUUUCUUUAAUAAGAAGCGACUCGGGAGGCGCUUUUGUUAAAGCGGAUAGAUGUCUGAAGGAAAUUCACGAGCUUUUGUCAAAGGAUAAAUUUUUAGACCAACAUUUAGCAGAUUUACGCAUACAACUCCAAAGAAACCCACCUUACGCUCCGCAUUUCGGUGGAAUAUGGGAGAGUAACAUUAAAUCUGUUAAAACCCAUCUAUUUAGGGUCAUUGGAAAUCAAAUUUUGACAUACGAAGAGCUUAACACUGUCCUUAUUCAAAUUGAAGGAAUAAUGAACAGUCGCCCGCUCUGUGUAUUAAGUUCAGAUCCUUCCGAUCUCACUGCUCUAACACCAUCGCAUUUUUUGAAUAUAACACCACUUAAAUACUUACCGGCUGAGGACCUUACGGACGUACCUCAGAACAGGCUUACUCGCUAUCAGUUGUUGUCAAAACUGGUCCAAUCAUAUUGGGACAGAUGGAACCGUGAAUACCUAACUUCGCUUCAAAGUAGACAAAAAUGGAACACUCCAUCAAAUCCGAUUAAAGUAGGAUGUAUUGUCAUUAUUCGAGACGAUAACUCACCGCCUCUUAGUUGGCCUCUAGCCAUAGUAGAGGAGCUCUAUCCCGGUAGAGACGGUAUCGUACGAGCCGCUAGAGUUAAGACUAGAAUUGGUUACUAUACAAGAGCUGUAACCGCUUUAGUAUCGUCUACCUUGAAGGCAUUACAUUUGAUGCGGGUUGACCAUGGCGGCAAAGGUGGUACUAUUAUCAACGUCUCAUCUGCAUUGGCAUUGACACAACGCGCACCAAUACCGUUUGUGUACGCUGGUACUAAAAGUGCAGUACUUCAAUUCAGUAACUGCAUGGGGAUGGACGACUAUUACAAACAUACAAAUGUCCGUGUGGUGACUAUUUGCUUUGGAGCAACGGACACCAAUAUGUUUAAUACAAUAAAAACCUAUGACGACUUGAUUCGAGAUGCUAUGCUACAUAUUCAGAAUUAUAACCAAGAAGUAAAUUUAUUACAAAGUCCAAACACGGCAGCUAGAGGAGUGGUGGAAAGUUAUAAAAGGGGUAAAAGCGGCAGCACUUGGCUAGUAAACAGCAGUAAAAUUUACGACAUAUCGGAUGAUAUACAUCAAGCUUACACUAUUAUGUCUAAAUAUGUAGCUUUCUAAAUAUGAACGGCUGACAUAGGUAUAUUACGCUAACUAAAAUAAAAUGCAUGUGAUAAAUUGAUGAUAUUAAUCAUUUAUUUGCAAGAAUUUGUUCUUUAAAACAUUCAACUAUGAUAAUGUAAUAAUGUAAAAAUAAUUAUUAUUAUCAAGUAUGUAUUGUAUUUUGCCUAAAUUCUUAAAAACUAUCUUAACUCAUAAAAAAGUCUUUUAAAAUAAUCAUGCAAUUACUACGUAUUCAGUCGUUUCAAUCAUUUGUUAAAUUAUAACCAUUGUAACAAUUUGUCUUAUAUUAUUGAUUUGUCAGUUAAAUUAUGAUAUAACUUUAACUAUAAACGUAGCUAUCAAAUAUUUCAAUGCUUUUAUCGUAAGCAUUGGUCACAUCCAUAGCUGGCUUAUCGCUAGUAGAUAUCCAGACACUACCACUGUCUCCUUGUUUGUAUGUUUCUAUAACUGCCUUUGCUGCUGAUUCAACACUGAAAAAAGAAGUAACAAUUUAAUGAGGUCAAUUUUAAUUUGAGUCCUCUUUUUUUAAACAUGAUUUAAUUCUUGCCAUACCUUUGCGACUUAUAAUUCUGUAAAUCUUCUGUUAUCAAGCCAAUUGCAUCCGUGUCAAAGAGCUUAUGCACAUUUCUUAACAAAGGCGUAUUUGUAAGGCCAAAACAAAGACACAAAAUGCGGACUCCACUUCUUGAAUAAUGCAAUUUAUUCUAGAAAAAAGAAACACAUGAAUUAAAAAUCUAGAUUUACAAAAUUUGAUGUUUAUCAUCAACACAUUUCGCAGACUGUUUUCACAAAAUAAUAAGAAGUGUGAGGCGUUAUUUUUAACCGACUUCAAAAAAGGAGGUUCUCAAUUCGACACGUAUGUUUUUUUUUAAUAUUACGAUUAAAAUAAUGUCUUAACUUCGAUAUUGGAUAGGUUUUUCGCAGCUGCUAUACCGAUGGGAAUACAAUUAAUAGUAACAAAAAUAUCCCUUACCCCUAAUGAAGUACUAAAUUUUAGCACGCCGAUUUUUGUUGCACUAUAAAUUGGCACAUUCGCAGCAUUUGAUAGAGCUACUACUGAACUAACAUUUAUUAUUGUACCACCUUUUCCACCUUUCUCUUUAUGCAUUUUGUUCCAAGCAUAUAAGGAACUUGUAAUUACAGAUGCCUGAAAAAAAAAACAAAAAUUUAUAUCAUUAUUAACCUAUUUUUAAUAGCCUAGGCUACAAGGUUAUGUCUCUUUCCUCCUUCUUCUUUUUCUUAUGAGAGAAGGGGUUAGUAGGAUGCGGGAUGUAGGGCAUACGGUGAUAAUUUGACGUGUCUUCGAUAUGUGCAGCCUCAAACAGAAUGCUAAACUUCUUCAACAUGUCUCUAGAGUAACAAUACUUGUUUCUAGCAAAUGUGCCCUGCAAUGUUAUAUUUUGUUACAAGAGACGUUACAGAAACAACAAGCAGAUAGCCCAUUUGCCUGUUAACUAUUAGUGAGAAAGAUUUAUUUAAAUAAAUUAUUAUUAAUUAGUCUAAAUUUAUUUACCAGAUUAAUAUUAAUUUCCGUCAUAUAGGAGUCUGGACUAUCGUCUAAAAUCCCGGCAUUGUUUAUAACCACAUCGAUGUAACCGAUUUCAUCGUUUAUCACUUUGUAAGCUUUUAGAAGAUUCUCUUUGUCAGCAACAUCACACUUUAUGAAGGUUACUUUAUUGUUGUUGUACUUUGAGUUCAAUUCAUCUUGUAAAGCAGUCCCUGCUUCUUCUGACACAUCCAACAUUGCUACGUGCUGUGAAAUUGAGACAAUAGGAUUUUUAAUAAAUUUUGAUAAUAUUGGGUAACAAAAUAACACUACACUCGAGUCCACAGUUUACGAUGCUCUUCACGUAGCUAGAGAUAGGAAAAAAUGGCUUAACAUCCUAAGGACAAGGACCAAAGAUGGAGGUGGUCACGACCCUCACACUUAAGGAUUACGACUCACGGAGGAGGAGGAGGGUAACAAAAUAUAGAUGUAUAAAGAAAUAAAUCCUCCUCAAAUUAAACUUGAAUUUGUUUAAGCAGCUUUUUCGAUGUUAUUAAAAAUGAAGAUCAUUUAGAAAAGUUCACUUAAAAACUGACCACAUUUUUUUUCAGUUUUAGUCAAGAUAAUUAAAUCUAAAUACCUUGGCAAAAGCAACAACCAUGAAUGGAUCAAAAUGAACCACCUAUGAAAUAGCCUUCCUCGAUAAAUGGGCUAUCUUACACUGAAAGAAUAUUUCUAUAUUUCCUGAGAUUAGCGCGUUCAAGCAAACAAACAAAGCAAACUCUUCAGCUGUAUAAUAUUAGUAUAGAUAAAGUACCUUCACAUUCUCAUGAAGUAGAGAUUUCACUACAAAUGCACCAAUUCCACUGGCAGCGCCGGUCACUAUUACUAUUUUUUCGUUCAAACUCUGCUCCAUCUUCGACCAAUAAAGCUCACGACUAUUAUCUGAAAUAUAGCGUAUAUUAGCAUAAUAUUAAGACGAAAAAAUCGUCCUACCUACAUACCUACCUACUGGCCUAAACUAAAUUUAAAAAAAGAAAUGUUUCAGAGAAAAACUAAACUCAUUUCUUCUACUAACUAUCUAAGCAACCGCCCCAGUGCAGGAUAGUAGCAAUAACACGGCCUGCGUGAAAAAUUCCCUAAAUGACCCCUCACACCUAACCCUCCAGGCAAAUUUAAAGCCUCUUAACUCAACCUUUUAGCUCUUAGCUCAACGGUAAGUGGUGGUUUGAUCCCCGCGCCGUUGGCUUAUUGUCGUACCCACUUUUGCACGUCGUGCAUUGUCGCACAAUCUUUCUCGAUUAGUUGGAGGGGAAUAGGAAUAUUGGUCAUAUUAUAAAAGAUAUGGUAAAUAUUCUUUAAAAAAAACAAACAAACAAAACAAAGAAAUACCCCACUCCAUUCACUAAGCACAGAAAAAAAAAAACCCUAAAAGCGCCUCCCAAUUCAGAAUUUUAUAUUUCUGAUCAGGGUUGCGAUUGCACUAUAUUACACCUGUCGACGAACAUUUUGCCGUAUUCGAUUAAUAUAAUAGUUUAAAAGAUGCCAAAAUUAAAAUGUCAACAACAACGAAGUUGCCAUGGAAACGAGCGAUGUUAUUAAUUUUACAGAAUACAGGGGCUGCCCUUUCUCUAUGUUAAGAACUCAGAAUACAGAAAAAUAAGAACCCCAAAAUGAAACCUUUCGACGGCCUCCGUGGCGCAGUGGUAUGCGCGGUGGAUUUACAAAACGGAGGUCCUGGAUUCGAUCCCCGGCUGGGCAGAUUGAGAUUUUCUUAAUUUGUCCAGGUCUGGCUGGUGGGAGGCUUUGGCCGUGGCUAGUUACCACCCUACCGGCAAAGACGUACCGCCAAGCGAUUUAGCGUUCCGGUACGAUGCCGUGUAGAAACCGAAAGGGGUGUGGAUUUUCAUCCUCCUCCUAACAAGUUAGCCCGCUUCCAUCUUAGACUGCCAUAAAUCCAUGCCAUGCCAUUAGAUCAUCACUUACCAUCAGGUGAGAUUGUAGUCAAGGCCUAACUUGUAAAGAAUAAAAAAAAAUAAAAAUAAAAAUAAACCUUUACAAAAAACUCACCUUCAAUAUACAAACGUGUAAAUUUCUUUUUUUAACUAUUAGUUAAUGGAAGUCAGAUCUUUUAAUUAUUUUUAUGAGAAGUUAGUAAUUAUUUAUUAGUAUAAAUUAUUAAAUUAAAUGGAAUAUGCUAACACCCUUUCACAUUCGAGGGAAUGUUGCUUGAAACUAAUACAAUGUACCGAGCAACUGUGGUAUAUCACAUACGUACACACAUUAUCUGUUGACCUUUUCACUAUCUAUAUACCUUUGCACAAUCUGUAUACCUAUGUACGAGUAUAUACUAGCCAACGCUCACGAAUUCAUCCUCAUGGAAACUCAUUUAGAACUUUUAAAGAGGAACAAUCCGCCAUAAUCACCUAAAUAUUUCCUGCUUACCACGCAAUAGAAGUUCUCGAAAGGAAUAAUUUUUCCUAUUUUCGCUACAUUUUUCAUUGAUGCUGUACUCCUUGUCCGUUAAUAAAAAAAUAUUUUGAGGAUGCUUUAACACAAUGUGUAGCAUAAUAAUUUCCUCAAAAUGUUUUUUUUAAUUCGAGCUAGUAAUUUCUGAGAUUAGCGCGUUAGAAAAAAAAGUGUUCAGCUUUGUCCACGUGGAAUUAGUUUUUCUUAAACAUACUGUUUUUUCCUGUGCGUAAAUUCCGUAAUUAAUUAUUUUUUUUCGAUACAGUUACAUAAAUUCAUUUUUAAAAAGUAUUUACUGUGCAGACAUGGUUUGUUUGAUUAUUAUAUGUAUGGAGGGAAUGGUAAACAAGUCACAAUCUGUGUAUUAAAUAUUUAAAAAAAAAACAAAUAUGAAGUCCGUGAACCCGUAUUAGGGGAAUGAAUGAUAAUAUUCGACAAUGUACGGUCAAUUCACUAACUUUGAUGCAAGUUAGUUACAUAACAUUUACAUUUAUACAAAUGACUAAUUCGUUCUCAAUUAGAAUACGGUGUUUGUAUUUGGAAUCCGUUUUAUGAUAAAUAUGUAAAGAGCCUCGAGACAGUACAAAAAAAAUUUAUACGCAGGAUGCACUAUAAAUGUACUCGGAGUUACCUUUCUUAUAACCAACUUCUUGAAAAAUAUGAUAUACUAGGCUUAAAGUGUAGACGAAAGCAACUCGAAGUCAUGCUCUUGUAUGAUUUAUGUAAUAAUAAGUACGAUUGUGUAGCCCUAACGCGCAAAAUUUGUUACAAAGUACCACUCAGGGCUCGAAUGCGAAGUGUUCGAACGCAUCAGCUCUUUGCUACCACCAACUGCCGUACAAAUGCGGGCAAACGUUCUCCAUUAUAUAGAAUGACGCAAUCUUACAAUGAGUGCUUCAAUAAUAUUGAUAUUUUUUCUACACGUGUAGGUACCUUCAAGAGGUUGGUUAUAAAACGCUUACAGAGUUUAUAGCUAUUAGUUAAUUAAUAAUUUAGUUUUAGUCUUUAGUCUUUUCUUUCAUCCAUUUGUUUUUAUUCACUUUUCAAUUUAAUUUUUUUUUAAUUUGUUUGUAAUAAUUUUAUAUAAAGUAUUUAGGUACGUAGUAGUCUACUUUAUAGUAUUGUAAUCUGUGGUUUCCGAAGCUGGUGUCAUAGUUAUAAAUUUUAUUUAUAUUACUAAUAUGAUAAUAUGAUUGUGUACUAUGAUGUUGUUUGUAAGCCCUCAAUAAAAUAAAAUAAAAUAACAGAA